AUGGGGGAGCCCUCGGGUGUAAAUCAGUCGAUCUCUCCUUGGAAAUCCGUAUGGAAGCUUGGGGUUGUGGGGAAGGUAAAAUUCUUUAUAUGGAAAGCAAUCUCAAACCUGCUACCUACCAAGGGAAAUCUCUACAAAAAGAAGAGUGCCGAGAACCCUCUAUGUCCUGUAUGCAACAAGGUUGAAGAAACUGUUUUGCAUGGCCUUUGGGAGUGUGUGGCAGCGAGGGAAGUUUGGGGAGAGAGGGACUCUCAAGUCUCAAAGUCGGGCAAGGUCUUUGAAAAUUUUGCAGAUCUAUGGAUGGAAUUCAGUAGCAAACUUGAUGAAAGGGGCCUAGAAUUGGUCUCGGUAAUAUGCUAUAGGCUUUGGCUUAGAAGAAAUGAUUUGAUCUUUAGAAAUUUUUUCUGUGGACCAAAACACCUCAUUAAAGCUGCUUGUACUGACAUUACAGAUUUUUCAAUGGCUAUUGUGGAGCCUAAGGAGGGCGAGAUACAGGUCCAUCUCCAGUCGAAGGAAGGGAAGGCCGAGACAAAUAUUGCUUAUGGAAACCUCCAUCUGGAGCAAGGCUAA
Carya illinoinensis is the source of this 570-nucleotide messenger RNA. RefSeq lists its product as uncharacterized. Lineage: Eukaryota; Viridiplantae; Streptophyta; Magnoliopsida; Fagales; Juglandaceae. Bases 1 to 570 code for a protein of 189 amino acids. The transcript has a single exon. The record is from RefSeq and is a predicted model, not a curated record.